Dissoconium aciculare CBS 342.82 is the source of this 1376-nucleotide messenger RNA. Its product is annotated as aristolochene synthase. Bases 125 to 1093 code for a protein of 322 amino acids. Lineage: Eukaryota; Fungi; Ascomycota; Dothideomycetes; Mycosphaerellales; Dissoconiaceae. The record is from RefSeq and is a predicted model, not a curated record. The transcript has 2 exons.
CCUUUGCUUGCUCUCUAGUUAUAUCUUCCAGCCAUAAAAAUGCUUGCAAUCGCCAUCAGAAUUCCAUCGCCUUGCCUCGUUCGUACGAAUCGUUGUCCGCCUUCCAUUUUAAUAAAGUUAUAAAAUGACUUACGCUGAACCGAAAUCCAAUUCCCUCGACACUCCGGACGACUCUCCCCCACGAUCAUUCCGUCAUGAGGCACAUCCAUUGGAGCAAGAGGUGACGAGGGUGACCGAUGACUGGUUUCUCGACAAUUGGCCAUUCGAGAAUGAGAAAGCUCGCAAGAAGUACGUGGCUGGCGCCUUGCCAGUGGUGACCUGCAAUUAUUAUCCACGUGCUUCCAGGGAGCGUGUCAUAUUCGCCUGCAAGCUCUUGACCAUCCUCUUCCUCAUGGAUGAUGUGCUUGAAGAAAUGUCACUUGAGGAGGGUAAGAAGUACAACGAUGCCCUGAUGCCUGUAAUGGCAGGUCAAAUGCUCCCAGACCGCACCUCUCGCGAACAGUUGAUGAUGCGGGAACUUUGGGAAGGAAUGCGGGCUUGUGAUCGGGAGCUGGCGGACGACCUUCUCGAGCCUACAUUUGAAUUCAUGCGUGCCCAAACGGCCCCCAUCCGGCUCAACCUCACGAGCCUAGGUCAGUACCUGCUGUACCGGGAAGAAGAUGUCGGCCUCAAGCUUCUUUGCUCAAUGCAGCGCUUCAGCAUGGGGGUGCAUCUGACGCCCGCCCAGAUUAAGACGGUGGAGCUCAUGGAGAAGAACGCUUCGAAGCACAUUAGCGUUGUCAACGACAUUUACAGUUUCGACAAGGAAUUGCUCCAAAGAGCAGCGAGCCAGAAGGAGGGCUCAGUACUAUGCACCGCCGUCAAGGUCAUGGCGGACGAAUGCGCCUUCAGCUAUGAUGCGGCAAAGCGUGUGCUGUGGUUGACGUGUCGCGAGUGGGAGCUUGUCCACCAGCGCCUUGAGGCUAAGCGUAAGAGCGAAGAGGGUUACACUCCAGAGUUAGCGCAGUACGUGAAGGGAUUGGAACUUCUGAUGAGUGGUAAUGAAGCGUGGAGUGCGACCACUCCUCGGUAUCAUGGUUAUAGCCUUGCAUGAGCUGUUUGAUGAGACCGCCGCAAAGUCCUGAAGUUUCGAGAGAACUGUAUUAGGAGGGACUGUCUUCGAGUAAUAAGACACAGAGAUCGCAGAGGGCGAACGACUCAUCCGAUGGCAACUUGUACCUGUGCGGCAGUCAGCGAAAAGGAAUUGUCUCGCGGAUGGUUGGAUAUUCCUGAUCAUAACAAGCCCUCCACAUGAAAUGGUAGAGCAUGCGGGGGCUCCCCGAAACUCUUGGAUGACGCACCCUAGUCUAGUCGUGAAUCUAAAGUUCCUGGUACGG